UUUUCCCUUCUCACUUUGUCGUGAUUGAUGCCAUGAUCGUUCCAACGAGCAUAGCUUGACGUUAAGACGGUUGCAGCAGGCGGACAAAUCGAUGCCAUUGGUGCUCUUCAAAUUUCUUUCUCCCUCUCUCUCAAUCAUAUUUAGUAUCGACGCUUUCCACCUCCAAAAAAAUGGGCGUAUUUGGGAAGAAAAAAGAGGCCGAAGCGGCCUUUGGGCCAGCACUAGCAGCUGUUCUUCCGGCCCAUCCAAAGCCAUGGUACUUGACGCCUCAUCUGUUGAAGCUCAACCUGCUUCUGCUAGUACCGCUGUUGUCAUCGGCGUCUGUCGGCUAUGAUGGAUCGAUGAUGAAUGGGUUACAGACGCUGCCACAAUGGCGUCAGUUCUUUGGGAAUCCCGAGGGUGCAAUUCUUGGCCUCAUGAACGCCGUCUACCCGCUCGGCAAGGUCGUCGCCCUGUUUGUCGUCACGUACGUUGGCGAUCGGUGGGGUCGCAAGCUGCCCCUCUCCAUCGGGCUCGUGGCAUGCAUUGCCUUUGCCGUUCUCCAGGGCCUCGCACAGGGAUUGCCGAGCUUCGUGAUAGCUAGGGCACUGCUGGGAUUCUUCACUACCUUCAUCAGUCAGCCAAGCCCCAUCAUUAUCACCGAGCUCGCAUACCCCACGCAGCGAGGUAAGGUGACUGCUCUGUACAACACGUUUUUUUACUUCGGGUCUAUCUUUGCCGCUUGGUGUACCUUUGGAACAUUCAAGAUUGCCUCCACCUGGAGCUGGCGAAUUCCAUCUCUGCUUCAAGGUGCCGUUCCCUUGUUUCAGUUGCUUGGGCUCUACUUUCUUCCUGAGUCCCCUCGUUGGCUCAUGCGUCGUGGCCGCAAGGAAGAGGCACGCAAAAUUUUCGCCAACUAUCAUGCUGGCGGUGACCUCAACAGCCCCUUGGUCGAGUUCGAGAUGCGUGAAGUAGAGCUUACGCUCGGCGAAGAGGCAGAGGCGAUAUCCGAAUCCUCCUGGCUCGAGCUUGUCCGAACACCAGCCAACCGCAAGCGUACGCUUAUUGCCGUAAUCUUGGGCUUCUUUUCACAGUGGAAUGGUGUGGCAGUAGUGUCAUAUUACCUGACGCUUGUGCUUAACACCAUCGGCAUCACCGAAGUCAAGGAUCAAACGCUGAUCAACGGAUUACUCCAAAUUUUUAACUGGAUUAUCUCUACCUGCCUCGGAGCGUUAAUGGUGGAUCGACUCGGACGACGACCCCUGUUCCUGAUAUCGACCGCGGGCAUGCUUGCCAGCUACAUCGCUUGGACCGGCCUGACGUCCCAUUUUGUCGCCAGUCGUGAUGAGGCUACUGGAAGAGCAGUUGUCGCCUUCAUCUUUAUCUUUUACUUCUUUUACGACAUUGCGUGGACGCCUCUCCUUCAAGCGUAUCCCGUCGAGAUUUUCCCCUACACUCUUCGUGGGCGUGGGCUGUCCAUCACCUAUGUUUCUGCCUUUACUGGUCUCAUCAUUGGUAACCAGGUUAAUCCGAUGGCGAUGAAAUCAAUUGCGUGGAAAUACUACAUAGUCUUCUGCUGCAUCCUAGGUGCCCUAUUUGGUCUGAUUUGGUUUCUGUUUCCCGAAACUAAAGGCCAUACCCUGGAAGAAAUUCGCGAAGUCUUCGAGGGCAAACCCGUCGGCAAGACCGUUGAUAUUGAAGGAGGCGAUGACGAGGACGGAAAGAAGGACGGAAAUGUGAAGCAAAUCGAGUUGGCUUGACGGAGUUGACCACCCACUGCCUAUUGCUCGCCAAACCAUCAGUAUGGCAGAUAGCCGCUUGGUGUAAUACGCACAUUGGAAGCGAGCGUGCCAUGUUCUGCCGUGAACAAUAACAAGCAUCAACAAGGAAAUCCAGUCUGAGCCAAAGAGAGUUGUUCUUUCACCGUUUGGAAUUGGCUGCCCACUCAUUUAGUUUAUCCAUGUCCUAACUUUCCUCCUUUUCUUUAGCGUUUUGCUCAACUACUGCUUUCUUGAUCAUUUCUUCAAGUCUAGUUACUCCAAACAGCCAACACACUUUUAUAAAUGCCCAAUACCAAAGACAUUCUUGUUUUAGAAUGGCUGACUACUGCUCUACUGCAUUGGUUUGGAGGCUCGCCGUUCCAUCUAUUUCAAGGUAAAUUCUUAACCCCCAUAACUUA
Colletotrichum destructivum is the source of this 2158-nucleotide messenger RNA. RefSeq names its product Putative major facilitator, sugar transporter, major facilitator superfamily. Bases 171 to 1739 code for a protein of 522 amino acids. Gene Ontology annotation, biological process: transmembrane transport; carbohydrate transport. The record is from RefSeq and is a predicted model, not a curated record. The transcript has 6 exons. Gene Ontology annotation, molecular function: carbohydrate:proton symporter activity. Lineage: Eukaryota; Fungi; Ascomycota; Sordariomycetes; Glomerellales; Glomerellaceae. Gene Ontology annotation, cellular component: membrane.